Messenger RNA from Ostreobium quekettii, 1242 nucleotides. The record is from the annotation of a GenBank genome assembly. Lineage: Eukaryota; Viridiplantae; Chlorophyta; Ulvophyceae; Bryopsidales; Ostreobiaceae.
AUGGAUGUCCUGCUGGAGGAGGGCUUGGACGUGAACGCCACCUCGGACUUCGGGACGACGCCCAUGAACGUGGCCAUGGGGUUCGGGAACAUCGGCAACAUCGAGUACCUGUUGGCCAAGGAUGCAGAUCCAUCCCCGAAUGGCGUCGUGAUAUGUGAGUGCCUGGAUGUCGAGGUCGAUUCUGACUUCACAGCCUGCCCUGAUGGGAACUGUGGAGAAAAAGACAUUGAAGAAAUCAAGGAGCUGCUGGGAGUGGCGGAUGGCGGCCACGAGAACCUGUUCGACGCGGUGGUGAACGGCGACCUGGAGAGCGUCGUCGCCCUGAUCGACUCCGGCGCCGACGUCAACGAGGUGGACUUCGACAACGACACGCCCCUCAUCAUCGCCGCGGACAGGGGCCUUGUCGAAAUCGCCGUCGCUCUCCUUGACGCCGGGGCGGACCCAGAUGCCAAGGGGCCCAUCGGCGCCACGGCGCUCCACCUGGCAGCGUACUUCGGCCACGCGGACGUCGUGGAGGUUCUGAUCCAAAACGGGGCAACAGUGGACAUUAGAAAUGAUGAGGGGUUCACGCCGCUUCAUCUGGCUAGCCAAGAGGGGCACUUGAAGGUCAUCAAGGCGCUGCUGGCGGCGGGCGCGGACAUCGAGAAGAUGACCAGGAAGAGCGGCGCCACGCCGCUGCACCUGGCGGCCACCAGCAACCAGGUGGACGCCGUGGCGCUGCUGUUCGAGGAGGGCGCCGACCCCAAGGUGGUGAACGACUUCGGGCUGUCCGCGCUGCACGUGGCGGCGCUCACACCGGGGACGGAGGUGCUUAUGGCGCUGCUGCUCGAGGAGGGACUCGACGUCAACAUUCAGACGACGGAAGGCGUAACUCCGAUCGGCUUCGCGGCCUACUACGGAAACAAGGGCGGCAUAGAGUUCCUGCUGUCCAAAGGGGCUAAUACAACAAUUGGAGCGGACAGCCCCGUGUUUUUUGGGGAAGUUUGCGGUUGCCUCAAUGAUGCUGAGCUUGCAGCGGCGCGGCAGUGCCCGGAGGGGUCUGCUUGCAACUCCGAAAAGGACAUUGCCGAAAUCGAAGAGGCACUGGGAGGCAAGCCUGGCGCUGGGACCUCGGCGGGCGGGAAAAGCCGUCCGAAAGGUGCCGCUUCCAAUGCUAUCGACGGAGAAGAGAACUUGUGUGUAGCUCUCCCCACUGUCUUGGCUCGCCUGGAAUGCGUGGCAAAAGACGCUGAGCCCAAGUGA